CCAGAGCUGUAGGAGCCAAUCAGAGGCAGAGCCAUAGUGUGCAUGUUGGCUUGCAGAAGGGCGUGUUGUCCUUAUUUAAACCACUGGCUUUGCAAGGAUUACGCACAGGCGCAUCUUACCUGGAAAGGACCGUUCCACAGAGCAACCCCUGUACAAGAACUCUUCCAAAAUGGGCGACAACAACCCAGUCUGUCCAGUCAAUGAGGAAGUGGAGAAGUUCAACAAGCAAAAGCUAAAGAAGACAAACACACAAGAGAAAAACAUGCUCCCAACCAAAGAGGAUAUUGAAAAGGAAAAGAUGGCCAUGAAAGAGGGGGACAACUAAAACACUCCUGGCAUCGUUCCUUCCUCUUCCGUCCUCCUCCAUCCAAUGCUUGUCAUCCACUUCAACAUCCUACCGUCUUUAUCUUUACUGCUAAUGUCUGUGCCACUCUAUUCUAUUAGAAAUGGGGUCAAAGGUUACUCUGUCAGCAUAAUGCAAUGUAUAUUAAUGCAACGGAUGCUCAUUGUGCAAUCUCUCUGCUUACUGUUGGGUGUAGGCUUCAACUACAAUGCAACAUUAUAAAUACUGGAAGCAUCUAUUUCACUUACUUACAAUAAAUGUUUGCCUGUAAAUGGUGCAUUUUAUGGAAAUGUAGUAAAGAAUAAAGGACAACUGAUAUUUUUGUUU
This is a messenger RNA of Cyprinodon tularosa, 670 nucleotides long. It is a transcript of the gene tmsb1, whose product is annotated as thymosin beta 1. The transcript is spliced from 3 exons. NCBI's taxonomy places the organism in Eukaryota, Metazoa, Chordata, Actinopteri, Cyprinodontiformes, Cyprinodontidae. Gene Ontology annotation, biological process: actin filament organization; regulation of cell migration. Gene Ontology annotation, molecular function: actin monomer binding. The record is from RefSeq and is a predicted model, not a curated record. The coding region runs from base 170 to 325 and encodes 51 amino acids. Gene Ontology annotation, cellular component: cytoplasm.